ACGGUACACCAUAGCUUUUGAACGCGGGGUGUCGAACGAUCCACGUCGAGUAGAUCUGAACCGAAUACGCAUGAACCUGUUAUGGAGUCGCGCGAGUGGACGAGCACGGGCGCUGUCGUGGAUGCCACCCCAGUAUGUUGUAACUACGUUCGGGGGGAUGGUCAUUGGUAUGGUGGUCCGGGGGUUGGGCGGUUUGGGGGUUGAAUUCACCAUUCGUGUUCGGAGGGUCAAUAGUGUGUGUUCACAAUCUCGUGCGUUCCUGUCAUGGAAUUCUAGUUCUCGGCUGUCAUCUUAUUACAGGUGGCAUCCGGACAAUCCCAUCCCUACCCGCCGUGUGCAGCGCCGGGAUGUGGAUAUCCAGGAGUAGCCCGACGGUAUCCACCCAGGAGUGUUUAGCGGAAGCCCAUUGGAGCGGGAGACCGACCGACCGGGCGCGGGGAGACGAGGAUGGAGCGGGUGCUAGCGCAGCGAUGCACCAUGUACACGGAUACGCAAUAUUUGGAAUGCCCCAGCAGGGCUUGGAGCGACCUCGAGAUUUCCGGUUCCCGGCAGCGGUACUGAGUCCUGUUGUGUUCCCGCGUGGAUCUGCUCUGUGCAACGUUUGGGUUGAAUAUCACCAGUACCGUACUGUACGGUACCGUUUCUGCUCCAUUACCGGUUGUGAUGGCCAGGGCUGCUCACAGGGGCAUCCAGGUUCCGAGCAACCUCAGCUGCCUGAGGACUGUGGCACACAAUGA
Molecule: messenger RNA, 737 nt
Organism: Tuber melanosporum (Perigord truffle)
Lineage: Eukaryota; Fungi; Ascomycota; Pezizomycetes; Pezizales; Tuberaceae
Exons: 2
Coding region: 348-737 (129 amino acids)
Source: RefSeq, a predicted model, not a curated record